Molecule: messenger RNA, 19246 nt
Organism: Pelobates cultripes (western spadefoot toad)
Lineage: Eukaryota; Metazoa; Chordata; Amphibia; Anura; Pelobatidae
Source: the annotation of a GenBank genome assembly
GCACACUGAAUAUGAAGGAGCAAGUUACUUCACAUUCCAGGGAGGAGUCUGACCCGGAAUCUCUCAUUCUACACUGUAUCUGUGUUUAUUCUUUGUUCCGGCUUUAGACAGUCUAUGACAGAGCAGCUGGGAUUACUGUACAAGACAUGGCACUGACCGGGCUGCUGCAGAGACUGAACAGUAUGGGGUACAAGAACUGGAUCAAAGCUGGACAUUGUCUGCUGCUUCUUAAAGGCUCCCUGCAGGAAUUCGUUGUAUCAGAAAUGAAGAGUUUUCACAGAGAACUCCGCAGCAAGAUCCCAGCAGCUCUGCAAAAUUCUAGCUGUCAAUGCAAAGCAACGGGGAAAACGGUAAGUACUGAGAGACCAACCCAUCAUAUGUCUUUUAUGGAUUGUAGACACUAGGUUUUAUUUUCUCAAAGUGUAUGGUUUGCAGGAUUGCAGUCUAGGACAGGAUAGGGUGUGAGAGACAUAAAUAGUAAUUGUGGGGUAUAUUUACUAAAGUGGGAAAUUGUUAGAAAUUAUCGUUGGGUUCUAUACACUAAACUCUGAGUUUUGGUGAGAUAAUUAAAAUGUGAAUGGCAAAAAUAUCUGAUCUGAGAUAAAAUAACAUCAACAACUGAGCCAGUAGUCACAGUUUAGCAAUUUUAACUUCAAUGAUGCCAUCCAGAUUUCAUUCAUUACAAUUGGGAUACAAUUACAAUUUUAUUAAAGACACGGAGGCGAGUAUUAUGCUUCUCUUUCUUUAAUUCUCCCUCAGCAGCGAAGAGAGAUAUAUGCAAAUGAGAGAAAAAAUAACAAUAACAUUAGCAUAUGGAACAGUGCUCAUAGGUAUCCACCCCCUUAGUAUAUAAGGUGUAGCACUCCAUGCUUCUUCCUCUUUCUUCGCUGCUCCCUCAGAAGAUAAGUACACUCUCAUAAUUUGAUUUAUAUGUAUACACUGUGGGAUGUUUCAGCAGAUAUUAUAGCUAUUGGAUUUAUAUCCUUGUGGUAUUACUGUGGGGAUACUCCUUAUACAGUUUAUCCCUCCUUUUCUCUGUUUCCCACUUCUUCUUUUCUCACACUGUCUGUGUUUAUUAUUCUGUGUUUAUUUUACUGUGGCCGGUCCCUACUCUAGUCCCUAAGGAUUCAGACUAUUUCCCUCUCCCAGCCCCCUCCCUCCGGUUGGGGCCCCCCCCCCGGUCACAACCUGCCGGUUUUUCGCCCGGGAGACCCAUCGGUCAACCCGCGGCAUUUCCCGGCACUAUUUGCAACACCGCCGGCCGGACCUACUUUCGUCCGCGCGGCGAUCCACUUUCACCUAGUUUCCCGCCGCUCGCAUGCUCCGCGCAUGCGCGGUAGCUCGCGGCGGCCAUUUUCUUGGUUUCUGGUCGCCGGUUUAGGCAGCGGCCAUGUUAUCUCUCGGUUUUUAGUGCCGUUUGACCCCUCCCUCACCGGAUUUCGUUCCGGCAGCCCCCCUACUGGUACAGUUAAUUUCUCUCUGCAUAUUUUCCUGGAAAUAACCUUCCAUCUCCCUGUACUUUUUUUCCGUCCUGUACCUGGGUUAAUCAAUCCUAGUACUGCAUUUUCACUUUAUUUUUUCCUAUUUGUUAUUUUCUCACUUGCACUCUAUUACUCACCAUGCAAUCUGGUGAUAAAUGCCCUGGCAAACAUAGCCCCUCUAUGGCCACUACUGAUCCUGAUACUCAACUCGACCCUGGACUCAUGGGCUCUGAGGAAUUCCAAUCCCUUCUAGACACCACCAUGUCCAAAUCUAUUUCCAAGGCCAUAUCUUCAGCCAUGGGCGCGAUGUCCUCUACCAUCUCGGACUCCAUUACGCAAGCGCUCAAACAGGUACAACCUCACCCUACCCCUGCCUUGACCCAUAUCCCUCCUGAAGGGAGGCUACCAGGGCACAAAGCGCUAACCAAACGCAGACAUUCACAAGACCCCCCCCCCAUGCAGGUUGACCCUGCUCUGAUUGACAUGCCUCAGGCUGUCCAUGAUGGCGCGCAACAACCGCGCAAUAGAGCUUCUGGGCGAGCUACGGCUACCAGAGACUGGAAAAGGGCUAGAGCCCAUGAUAUACUGUCUGACUCAGACGAGGAGGGGGAUGAGGGGUCUGACGCCCCGUACUCUGACCCGUACGAGGACGAGCUCUCAGAGGGUGAAAGCCUCCAGGGAAAGCAGUUCCCCUUGACGGCAACGCGUACCUCGGCUCAUUCAGGGGCGCCCGAGGCAGAAGCAGCCCACGACCCUAAAGAGGUCACGCUAUUCGACCCUGACAACUUAAGACACCCACGCUCUGCCGAGUGGGAACCAUCCGAACACAUCGGCCGAUACCUAGCUCUCAGGGUACGUUAGUCCCUUUCUCAAGAGAGCCGUAAUAAAUUGAGAGCGGAGUACCCCCGACCCAUAAUCCCUGAUGCUGUGGCAAAAACCCCAGAAGUGGACCCUCAGAUAGCCCAGUUUCUAGCCAAAACAGGCUGGAAGGCCAAGAGGGGACUGGACUACUCCCUCCGUAAUUGUCAGGACAAGUUCCUAGACACUCUGGGUCCUGUCACUAAAUUGUACGAACUGCUGGAAGCAGCUCAGUCGGGUGAGGCACCAAUAGAUUUUGAAGUAGCGUUUGGAUGGCUCCAACGCUUGGUCUGCAUGAUCGGCAAUGCCAAUACUGCCAUGUCAACAGAACGCAGGAAGGCCAUCCUGCUGAAAAUCGAACCAAAACCAGGGGCCGCGGCUAAGGGUCUGUUGUUUGGCGAAUCCUUCGUCAAAGACCUGGGCUCCUAUGUCAAAACAUUCACGGAGCUGGAUAAAGCCCAAUCAUCCAUGAAGAGGGUCUUCCACCAAAAGGUUUUCGGUGGGGCCGGUAGAGGUAGGAGCCGUCUAUCCGGCCGCAACCCCCGGGGUUUCUCCAGACCGGGCAGAGGCUCCUCCAACACACAGAGACAGACCCAGGAACGUUCCUACACUCCGUUCUUCCCUUCUCGAGGAAGAUCUUGGAAUGCCCGUGGCGGCAGAGGAACAACCCCAGGAAAACGCCCUUAUGGUGAGUACGAUUUUUCCCCAUUUUUCCCAUAUAAAUGUGGGGGGCAGACUGGCUUUGUUUUCUCAAACUUGGGCCACGAUCACGUCCGACAGUUGGGUACUGCAGACUGUAGAGGGUUACCAACUAGAAUUGACGGGUCUUCCCUUUCAGGUUUCUUCCCCGCGUGUGCCACACAUGCCACAGUCUCACUACGACCUCAUCUCCACGGAGAUAGAGACCUUGUACAACAAAAAUGCCAUAGAGGAAAUCCCUCUAGAUACCCCAGGUUUUAUAAGCAACCUGUUCUUGGUGCCGAAGAAAGGCGGGGGUGUCCGCCCGGUUAUCAACCUGAGACCCCUCAAUGCCUUUAUACAAUAUCGGCAUUUCAAAAUGGAGGGCAUACACUGCCUCCGAGACCUCCUUCUCCCAGGAGACUGGAUGGUGAAACUCGAUCUGCAAGAUGCAUAUCUCACGAUCCCGAUAGCACCAUCACACAGGAAUCUCCUACAGUUCCGGUGGGGCACAAAGAAAUGGCGCUUCUGUUGCCUCCCUUUCGGGCUCUCCUCCGCUCCCUGGUGCUUUACGAAAGUGCUGAAACCAGUGGUAGCAUUUCUCAGAUUACACGGGAUUCGCCUCAUUAUCUAUCUGGACGAUAUCCUCAUACUGUCUGGGACACGAUCCCUUCUGCUGUCACACCUGUCGUGGACCCUUCACCUCCUGCAGAACCUCGGUUUCCUAGUGAACUGGGAGAAAUCGGUACUACAACCUUCUCAACAGAUGGAAUUCCUAGGAUUCCGAGUCGAUUCGGUACAACAAAUCCUGUGCCUCCCUUCAGACAAGAUGUCCAACAUCAAGAAGGAGAUCAAGAGGAUAAUGAACCGUUCAGACAUUCCUCUAAGACAACUGGCUCGGGUAAUCGGCUUACUAGCAUCCUCUAUACAGGCGAUCUUCCCGGGACCGCUCCACUAUCGGGCGCUACAACGCCUAAAAGCUUCCUGCCUAAGGAAGGGUCAGUCGUACGAAUCCAACAUCACGCUGGAUGAAGAAUCCAGGGAGGAACUGGACUGGUGGCUAACCCACAUGGAAGCAUGGAAUGGACGGGCAAUCUUCGGAUCCACUCCAGACAUGAUAAUCGAGUCGGAUGCAAGCUUACAUGGCUGGGGCGCGCGUUGCGGAUCCAUAUCCACAGGAGGCAGAUGGUCAGUAGACGAAUCAUUCCUACACAUAAACUCACUGGAACUACUGGCGGCCUCAUUUGCCAUUCGCAGCCUCACACCCAGGGGCGCCUCAUGCUCGAUCCUCCUCAAGUUAGACAACGUCUCGGCAGUCAGGUACAUAAACCAUCUUGGAGGUACCAAGUCACGCAUCCUAGCGGUUUUAGCUCGAGACUUCUGGCAUUACUGUUUACAAAACAAUGUGUCGGUGACCGCGGAACACAUACCAGGCCUGGACAAUUACACCGCGGACUGGAACUCCCGAUAUCUGAGGGAUUUAGGAGACUGGAAGCUUCAACCGAAAGUCUUCGCCAGGAUAGCUCGACUACGGGGUCCCUUGAGUGUGGACCUCUUUGCGUCCAGACUAAACACUCAACUUCCUCAAUUUUUCAGCUGGCGACCGGACCCGGAAGCCUUAGCGACAGACGCUUUCCUUCAGGACUGGACCGGGGGACGAGCAUACGCCUUCCCCCCGUUCAACCUGAUUGCUCGGACUCUAACAUACAUUCGACGCUACAGAACCUCGUUGGUCUUGAUAACACCGUGCUGGAGAUCCCAACCCUGGUUCCCUCACCUUCUGGAAAUGGCGAUCGACUUCCCACGGUUACUACCGGAUCAAACGUCCCUGUUAACCAACCCGGAUGGGGAGAAUCACGACUUGAUAGAACGGGGAAUCCUCCGACUCAUGGCAUGGCUCCUUUCCGGGGACCCUGGGAAAUCACGGAAGUUUCGAGAACAACUACCCAACUCUUGGCGAACGCCUGGGCACCGGGAACACGGCGCACAUACGCUACGGCAUGGAGAGCUUGGUCCGAUUGGUGCCUGGAGAGAUCAGUGGAUCCCAUAUCAGCUUCUGUAAAGACGGUACUGGACUUCCUCACUCAAUUGUUCAAAUCAGGCAAGGCAUUCCGUACAGUCAACAUCUACAGGUCCGCUAUCUCAGCAGGCCAUGAUACGGUGGACGGGACCCCUCUCGGUCAGAACCCCCCUGAUAUGUCGCUUAUUCAAAGGUAUACGUUUCUCACGACCACCUAAACCCAGGUACGGAUCCUUUUGGGAUGUCAACAUAGUGUUCAAAUUCUUGGAAGACUGGCCCGACAACGUGGCACUGUCAAUCAAACAGUUGUCCGCUAAACUACUCAUGAUUUUAUGUUUAUUAUCCUGUAAACGGGUAUCAGAUGUAAGGGCUUUGGACUGGCUAGCCCGAUCAUUCACUCCAGAAGGGGUGUCUUUCGAUAUUUCAAGAAGAACUAAAUCGGCGACUAAACAAGUUUUCUAUCCACACCUCCCGCACCAACCAAAGCUAUGCCCAAUUCUGUGCCUAAAAGAAUACGAAACCCGUACUUCUUCCCUAAGACCGUCAAACUACGGCCCGUUGUUCAUUUCACUAAAGAAACCGCAUCUACCAGUGUCCACACCUACUCUCGCCCGUUGGGCCAAAUGGUUAUUGGCCUCGGCCGGGAUAGACGUUACAAUUUUUUCGGCCCAUUCGGUCAGAGGCGCUAUGGCUUCUAAAGCUUCGACGUAGGGUGCCGGUUAGAAGACAUCCUUAAGGCCGCAGACUGGUCUACGGAAUCCACAUUCCGGAAUUUCUAUUUUAAACCAAUCCAACAUUUUUCGGAAAGAGUCAUUGCUCAGCUUUGAAAGAGCAUAAUAGGAGCCUCCGUGUCUUUAAUAAAAUUCCUAGAUUUUACUAUUAACAUGACGUAAAGUCAUGAUUUUAUUAAAGACACGUAGGCGAGUAUUAUUCCCUCCCACCCUCCCUGGGUGGAGGGAUUGGUUUUUCUCACGGAUACCAACCACAGAUCAGGUGGACUCCUACAAUGUAGAUACCUGUAGGUGCGCUCAUACGUCUCUCAGGUAGGUGACUUUGUGAUAUAGUAGAUAUAAUCUUAUAUUACCUUUUGAUAUGUCGACAUGACUACUACGUUAUACGACUUAGUUUUUACCUACAUGAAGUUACAUGAUGCAACCAGUUGCCGACCAUAUAUUACCAUAUUUUCUCCUCUCUUUUAGCCUGAAUCAUACUGUCAAAGUGGUGAUUUUCCGUUACAAAGCGUUACAGUCUAACCUCAAGGAUUGGACAUUACCUUUCGCCCACUGUUCCUGUUCGGGCCAAGUUACAGUUCGGUUAUGGAUCUGGUCUUCGGAUCACGGAAGAAAGAGGAAGAAGCAUGGAGUGCUACACCUUAUAUACUAAGGGGGUGGAUACCUAUGAGCACUGUUCCAUAUGCUAAUGUUAUUGUUAUUUUUUCUCUCAUUUGCAUAUAUCUCUCUUCGCUGCUGAGGGAGAAUUAAAGAAAGAGAAGCAUAAUACUCGCCUCCGUGUCUUUAAUAAAAUCAUGACUUUACGUCAUGUUAAUAGUAAAAUCUAGGAAUUUUAGCCUAUAAUAAUUUCAAAUUAUAGGCUAAAAUUAGCCUCGGUGUAAAGAUUUUCCAAGUCAGCUGUUUCAGUUCUGCCAUUUUGGUGUAAAUUUUAAUUUGAAUUCCUGACAAUUUGCACUUAAAGGGUUACUCCAACCCCCUCCGAGCAGCAUAUUUUUCUAUAUAAAUGCCCUUUUGGGCUCUAUAACUUUGGACCCCCUCCCUCAAAACACACAUUGUGCUGUAAACCUAUCAUGAGAGUCUAUCAUGCAAAUCAAGGUAAUAUUAUCACAAGAAGGUAAGAAUUUGUAAUGGUGCACGUUUGUGGAACUAAUAUCCUUCGAGAUAGAUGGAGAAAGAUAUAUAUUGAUAUAUGGAGCCAUAGUCGUGUGUUAAUGUGGUGUACACACUGUAGUGGGAUUUACUAAUUCACUAUUCUCCUUUAAGUUCCAUCCUGGCUGCCCUGUUUGUGCAGAAUGGAAAAGGUUGAUUCUAAAUCAUCAUAUGAACAGAAAUGGUGAAAUACACUGGGGAAACUGCAAUCCAUCAUUAUGGCCUACAAAUUACUGGGAAGUAGCAAAGGUAAAGAUGUCCUGUAAUUUUAAUUUCAUAGCUCAUUAAGAUAAUGUUCAAUGAUCAACUUUUCUAUGUUUAUUCUAUUUAAACAGUAAAGUUCAUUUUCACCGACUUUAUUACAAUCUGUUGACGUUUUUAUUAAGGGUAGGGUGUGCAGGUAAAGUAAGAGGCUAAACACACUUACCUCUCCAGUAUUCUGCAUAUUUGAACUUUUCUAGUGGUAACCUGCAUGCAUGGCAUUAUGGGAUUUUCAUUUCAUGCCAGAUAGUGCCUUACUAAUCUAACAGACAAUGUAAACCAAAAUGGCUUUUCCUGAUUAAACCAUGGCAGCAUUGAUGUUUUUUCCACAUUUAGCCAAUGCUAUGGUUUAAUCAGGAAAGGAGAAUUACGGUAAGUAUGGAAACAAUGUUCUAAUUUAGUUUCAGUUGUGUUACUAUACCAGCAGUGAUAAUUUGUCAUUAACCCCUUAAAGAGACACUAAUGACACCCAGACCACUUUAUCUUAAUGAAGUGUUCUGGAUGCCAUGUCCCUGUUGUUUUAACUCUGCAAUGUAAAACAUUGUUGUUCUGCAGGAACGAUGCUGUUUACAUUGCAGGAUUUAAAUGUCUUUAGUCGCUGUCACUCAUUUCUGCCGAAUUAGCUGAGUGAUACUAUUUUAACUAGAUGGUCUCAUAGAGGCCGUCUUAUUGGCACAGCAUGGUGUUUGGCCUCGUUCAUGCACACACUAGCCGCCCAAUGCUUUGGAAAGUAUUGGAUUGGCUGAGAUCAUCAAUGGGACAGAGGCGUGGACUGCAGCGCCAAGACUGACACUGACACUGAAAGAGAGAAAUCGGUAAGUAAAACUGCUGUUUUACUUAUUAUAGGUGUGGACUGAGAAGUUAAACUGUUAACAACACUAUAGUACUCCUUUUAGGUUAGAGGCAAUUGUCCAAGUUCUGAACCAAAGCAAAACCUAGAAUGUGUGCUUUGUGUUUGUUCCACCAUAAUUUAAAGGGACACUAUAAGCAUCAAAACAACUUUAACAUAACUAAGCAGUUUUAGUGUGUAGAUCAUCCCCCUGCAUUCUCUGCCAUUUAAGAGUUAUUUAUCUUUAGUUUCUGUUUAUGCAACCCUAGCCACACCUCCCCUGGCUGUCACUCACACAGCCUGCAUGGAUACAAAAAAAAUGGUUUAAUUUUUUCAAUCAGAUGUUAGCUUGCUUUAGAAGUUUUUUGCUCCUACUCUGUAAAUUGAAUGUUAAUCACACACAGGAGACUCCUGUAGGGUCUGGCAAGAUAUUAACAGAGCAGGAGAUAAGAAAUGUUAAAUAAAACAGAAUGUAUAAUAGAGGAAGUUUAAACAUUAGAUCUCUCUUUACUGGAAGUGUUUAGGAAGGCUGUGUAAGUCACACACAGGGAGGUGUGACUAGGGCUGUAUAAACAAAGUGAUUUAACUCCAAAACGGCAGAGAAUUGAGCAUUGAAACUGCAGGGGCAUUACCUAUACCCAAAAACUGCUUCAUUAAGCUUAACAUAGAAACAUAGAAUGUGUCGGCAGAUAAGAACCAUUCGGCCCAUCUAGUCUGCCCAAUUUUCGAAAUACUUUCAUUAGUCCCUGGCCUUAUCUUAUAGCUAGGAUAGCCUUAUGCCUAUCCCAUGCAUGCUUAAACUCCUACCACUUCAGCUGGAAGGCUAUUCCAUGUAUCCACUACCCUCUCAGUAAAGUAAUACUUCCUGAUAUUAUUUUUAAACCUUUGCCCCUCUAAUUUAAGAGUAUAUCUCUUAAUUGUGGUAGUUAAAGCUAAAGUAUUUUGGUGCCUAUAGUGUCCUUUUUACAGGUUUCUCUUUUUAAAUGCCCCCAAACAUGCUAUAUACUGUAUUUUUGUUUGUUUUUUAAAUGACAGAAAAUAAUUUCUUUUAAUAUCCUAUAUGUAUGCCUAACACAACAUCAAGUGUGAAUAAAAUGUUAGAAACAAGGGGGUGUGAGGAAUGAAAAAAAAAUCAACUAUCAUCUAAUCAUUUUUUCUUUUAAUAAGUUUUACACAUCCAGUGAAACUAAAGAAAAAUAAUGGAUUCCGGUAUCAGUCCUUAUUGUUAAAUGUCUCAUCUGUCUAGGACCUAAAUUAAUAAAAUGAAUGUUUGGUAGACGAUGUUAACCCUUUACCAACCCCCACCUAUCACUACCUCUAACACUAUGCUUACACUAACGCUAUCUGUAUAUCUAUAUCUACCUUAACCAUACUCUAUAAUUAACCCUUACUGAGCAUUAACCCUUACAGUGACACUAGCCCUUUAACACUGCUCACACCACAAGCUAGCUAUAGGGAUUUAAAAGCCUAUAUAAUGAGCUGUACGCACUGCUUAGUUUAACCACUGCAUACAGCUCAUCUGCCAUUCUGAGACAGCCAAAAAGUAAAUGAAUGUUCCAUGCUCUCCUAGUGGCAUUAAAGCCCACUCUGUGCGUGACGAAAUUGAAUAUCCUAACUUCAGGAAGGGGUUAAAGAGGUGCUAUGAAUUGUGAUCCUUUUGUGUAGGAAGAAUGUGGAUGGGUAGCGUUCUCUCUAGAACUGCAUAAACUACUAAAGGUUGGACAAUCAUCCACAGACACAUUCCAUUACACACACACAUAUAGAGAAUGGGUGGAAAUCUUGAUAAAUGUUUUGUAUAGAUACCGAGUUGUUAAUACUAUAUAUAUCUGCCAUCAUAAAUUCGUGAAUACUUCAAUAAAAACUCCAUGAGUACACACUCUUUCAUAUUCUGUUAUAUCUUUGUGCAUGUCCUACUAAUUAACAAAGAAGUCCUGCUUCUCUUGAGGCACACAUAUUUAUAUAUUUAUUUUUUACGGUAGGCAUAUAUGCCACGUGGACAUGCAGACAAGAGAGGACCUGAGUUAUGUGAUGCAUCUGCCAUCCUCAAUUUGAUAAAUGCCUGCGAUCGCUUCCGAAGAUUUGAUAAUUCAAAAGUUAGAGCGGUAAAUACUUUCUAACAAACACGUGUAUAUAUAUAUAUAAAUUAUUCAUGGAAAAUAGCAUCCAUUUUCAUGCACUGUUAAUAAACCAACUUUUUUUCACUGCUACUAGUUAGUACUUAAUGCUUCUAGUCGUGAAAUUGGAAAUAGGUGUUUGUGGAAUUGUGGGGCAUGUAAACAAACGCAGGGGGAAAAGUAGCUCUUACAAGUGCAGCUAAUACAGUGGGAACAUUCCAUAUGUUUCUAUGGGGAUUUGUGUAAAUUAGAACUGUACUCCUCCAGUGACCUGUUCGCAAAACCAAAAUUAUGUUUCUCAUUAGGUCAGUCUUAAAAAUUGGAAAAACUUCAGGUAAUAAAGGGCAACUCUAACCAUAAAAUAGUGUGUUAAGAAAAUAUUGGUUUUGGUUACAGUAACCCUUCCUAUCCUGGUUUUAAAGGAAACGUCACUCUCUUCCAGCUCCGAGUCCAAGUUCUCCCUUUAGCUUACAUUGAAAUCACAGUCCCUAGAUGCCGGGGGAUGGAUGGAGGGUGGGUGAGCUUGCCGCCUUGGAGUUACACCUCCAGCAGCACAGGGGUUCCAUCUUUAUAGCAAAACACUCCACAUACAGACUCCAGGCACUGUGUCCACCUUAAGUCACUGACGUGGUUGUGGUGCUUGGAGUAACCCUUUAACUGUCAUAUUGUUCUAACUCAUAUGCACUAUUUGUAAUUACAUGUUCUAAAAAGUUCAUAUUCCAUGAAGAGCUUCUUGGUAAGUUCUACAUCAUGUAAUUCAGCUUCCAUUCCCGUUGCUUCCUGGUAUGCUGAAGGAAGAAAAAGAUUGGAAGCUCAAGCUUGUGUCAAAGUUAACCAUGAUAGAAGUCAUAAGUGUGCAUACUUGGGGGCUCACAAGUGCUUAGCGUGCAUAUGGGAAAUACGACUUUGGCAAGUGGUAGCUUGCUGGGUGAAACGAAUCAAUGCAAGAAACUCAUAGAGAAAACUUACCGUAUAUACUCGUGUAUAAGUCGAUCUCAUGUAUAAGUCGAGUGCAGUUUUGUAACCAACAAUUGUGAAAUAUGCUAUGCCUCGUGGAUAAGUUGGGGGUAAAACUUGGGGCUAUGAAAUUCUGUGAUUUUUAGAAUUAUAUACACACACACUCAUACACACACACACACACACUCAUACACACACACACACACACUCAUACAAACACACACUCUGCAUUAUAUACACACAUACACUCAUACAAACACACACUCUGCAUUAUAUACACACACACUCAUACAAACACACACUCUGCAUUAUAUAUACACACACUCAUACAAACACACACUCUGCAUUAUAUACAGGGCCGGACUGGGAGAAAAAUUCGGCCCGGGCAUUUUUUUAACACAGCGGCCCACUAAAAAGGGGGCGGGGCAUAGGAGGUGUGUUUUGUCAUCACCAAUGACAAACACGCCUCCUCUCAAAGUGAGCAUGUUGGUUCAAUGCUCUUCCAGGGCAGACCAUGCGCAGAGCUCUGCUGAAGAGCUCUAGCAUGAGAAAAAAGUCCUGUAUUUGUUCUGCACAGUGCAAGCAAAUUUAAUAACAUGCUUGCACUGUGUUUCCUUGCAACUUGUCUCUGGUGUCUCUAUAAAUGGAUACCAGGAGACAAAAGGCCAGGAAAGAGUAUUGUGCAUGUGUUUGGAGCCUGCUUGUGGUAUUGCGUGUGUGUAGAGUGAGCUGGUCGUGGUGUGGUAUUGUGUAAUAAGGUCGGUUUUAGUCGUGUUGUGUUUGUGGUGUAAUGUGAUGCAUAUGUGGCUCAGGGACCCCCUCCCGCCCGGCUCUGGAAAGGGGUUAAAACUUACCUUUUUCCAGCGCCGGGCGGGGAGCUCUCCUCCUCCGAUCCGCCCCGUCGGCUGAAUGCGCACGUGCGCACGCAUUCAGCCGGUCGCAUAGGAAAGCAUUUAUAAUGCUUUCCUAUGGACGCUUGCGUGCUCUCACUGUGAUUUUCACAGUGAAAAGCACGCAAGGCCUCUAGCGGCUGUCAAUGAGACAGCUGCUAGAGGCUUUGGGGGAAGGCUUAACCUAUUGAUAAACAUAGCAGUUUCUCUGAAACUGCUAUGUUUAUAAAACAAUGGGUUAACCCUAGAAGGACCUGGCACCAAGACCACUUCAUUAAGCUGAAGUGUUCUGGGUGGCUAGAGUGGUCCUUUAAGAGUGUUGUGUGUGUGUGUGUGUGUGUGUGUGUGUAUAUAUAUAUAUAUAUACACACACACACACACACACACAUAUAUAUAUUUGGAAGUAUUGUGUAUGUGUGUGGUGCAGUGUGUUGGGGGGGUUCUGUGUGUAUGUGAGGGGUGCAGUAUGUGUGUGUGUGAGGGUGCGGUGUGAGUGAUGGGUGUGAGAGUGCCGUGUGAGAGUGCCCUGUGUGAGAUGGGUGUGAGAGUGCUGUGUGAGAGAGUGCUGUGUUUGUGUGAGAGUGCUCUGUGAGAGUGCUGUGAGUGUGAUGGGUGUGAGAGUGCUGUGUGAGAGAAUGCUGUGUGUGUGUGAGAGUGCUCUGUGAGAGUGCUGUGUGUGAUGGGUGUGAGAGUGCGGUGUGAGAGAGUGCUGUGUGUGUGUGAGAGUGCUCUGUGAGAGAGUGCUGUGUGUGAAAGUGCUGUGUGAGAGAGUGCUGUGAGUGUGUGAGAGUGCUCUGUGAGAGUGCUGUGUGUGAUGGGUGUGAGAGUGCUGUGUGAGAGAGUGCUGUGUGUGUGUGAGAGUGCUCUGUGAGAGAGUGCUGUGUGUGUGAUGGGUGUGAGUGUGAUGGGUGUGAGAGUGCUGUGAGUGUGUGAGAGUGCUCUGUGAGAGUGCUGUGUGUGAUGGGUGUGAGAGUGCUGUGUGAGAGAGUGCUGUGUGUGUGUGAGAGUGCUCUGUGAGAGAGUGCUGUGUGUGAUGGGUGGAGGUGGAUGGGUGGAGAGUGCUGUGUGUGUGUGAGAGUGCUCUCUGUGAGAGUGCUGUGUGUGAUGGGUGUGAGAGUGCUGUGUGAGAGAGUGCUGUGUGUGUGUGAGAGUGCUCUGUGAGAGAGUGCUGUGUGUGUGAUGGGUGUGAGUGUGAUGGGUGUGAGAGUGCUGUGAGUGUGUGAGAGUGCUCUGUGAGAGUGCUGUGUGUGAUGAGGUGCUGAGAGUGCUGUGUGUGAUGGGUGUGAGAGUGCUGUGUGAGAGAGUGCUGUGAGAGUGCUCUGUGAGAGAGUGCUGUGUGUGAAAGUGCUGUGUGAGAGAGUGCUGUGAGUGUGAUGGGUGUGAGAGUGCUGUGUGUGAUGGGUGUGAGAGUGCUGUAUAAAUGUUAUUGUGUGUGUGUAGGGGGGUAAAUAAAAAAAAAUAAAAUCAUUAUUUCCCCCCCUCCCUUCUUACCUUUAGCCUGGGAGGGGGGUCCGGCACGCUGGGAGGCGGGGUGGCAGGUGGUCCUCGUGGGUGAGUGAACUCUAGCCUGUGAGGCUAGAGUUCACUCUCGCGAGAUCCGGUUGUUGCCAUGGCAACGCGCCGGAUCUCGCGAGAGGAACCCGGCGGAGCUGCAAGUUAGAGCUCCGCCGGGUCCUCUCUCCAGCCUGGCUGGCUGUCUCCCUCCCUCCCCGCCGGCGGCCGCAUGUGGGCCGGUCAGGGAGAUCCUUGAUCUCCCCACCGGCCCGUCGUGGCACAAAGCGGGGCCGGCGCUGGGAGCGUGCCGGCCCUGCAUAGACCGGCAGGGGAGAUCCUGGGACCUCCCCUGCUGGCCUCGGCCCCACGGACACCGCGGCCCACCGGGCAUUUGCCCGGUGUGCCCGAUGGCCAGUCCGGGCCUGAUUAUAUAUACACACACUCAUACAAACACACACUCUGCAUUAUAUACACACAUACACUCAUACAAACACACACUCUGCAUUAUAUACACACACACACACUCACACAAACACAUACUCUGCAUUAUAUACACACACUCUGUGUAUAUAAUGCAGAGUGUGUAUAUAAUGCAGAGUGUGUGUUUGUGUAGUGUGUGUGAACUGGGUGGGGGGAGGGCAUUUUUAUUAUUUUAAUUUUUUUUAUUUUAAUAUUAUUAUUUUAUUAUUUUAAUUUUUUUUUUGUCCCCCCCUCCCUGCUUGUUAACUGGUCAGGAAGGGGGGCUAUCUUAAUCCCUGGUGGUCCAGUGGCAUGGGCUGUGAAGUGGGGGGGCCGGCAGGAAGCAUUUACUUACCUUUCCUUCAGCUCCUGUCAGCUCUCUUCUCCGUUACGGUCAGCUCCACUGUAAGUCUCGCGGUCUGGUUGCCGCGCGGAUCGUUGCCAUGGCUCUGACGGCCGCGGCUCUCUAAGUUGCCAUAAUACAGACAGUGACUCGAGUAUAAGUCGAGUGGGGGUUUUUAAGCACAAAAAAUGUGCUGAAAAACUAGACUUAUACUCGAGUAUAUACUGUAAAUCUCUAAGGAACAUUUUUUAAUAUUAUUCAAAUGAAUACUAGAUUGCUUUAUUUUCAUGUAUAUCUGCUAUCUGUGUGUGUAAUGUUAAUUAUGAAACCUCUGCAUGGGUGUUUUUGUUGACUGUUAAAUAAAUUAGUUGAAAGUACUUAUGGGAGUUAUGCAAAUAUCUGAAGAGAUUUAACCGACAGCCCUCAUUUAAAAAUAAACAAAAACAUGUUAAUCUUUUGGUUUUGAGAUACAUGUAUUGUAUUUUCUGUGUUCAGUUUCUUGUGUACGUGCAAUGCUAAUUGCUCUCUUAUACAAUGUUCCUAGGUUAUAAAGUGCCGUAACGACUUAAUGCACUCUUCAGACAUGAGUGUUUCUGCAAACUGGCUGAAUGACUUUGGGAAUAAAUUGCAGAAUUUAAUAGCAGAGUUUAAACAUGUGCCCAAAAUAAAAGAUGAAAGUGGCAAAAUACUGCAGGUAAUAGCCUAUGCAUUUAUGAUUUCCUUCUACUACAAAUAAAAUUAAUGAAAACAAUGUGAUAGCUCAGAUGGUUAAAGGGACACUAUCGUCACCAGAAACACUACAGCUUAAUAUAGUUGUCCUGGUGUCUACCGCUUGACCCUGCAGGCUUUUCAAUGUAAACACUGCUUUUUCAGAGAACAAGAGUUUUUGUAGUAAAGUACCACCACACAGUCAAAAACAUGAGGAAACAAAAAAAUCGCUGUUUUGUAGAUAUACCCCCAAGGAAUACAUACAUGCAUUCAUUAAAGGUAUAUCUUAAAAGAUUUUGCAAAGGCUGCAGUUCUCAUGAAAUGCAUUUUUUGCAAACCCUCCCCCUUUUCCUUGGAAGAGACAUUUUUUAACUGGAUACUCAUUACCAAUAAAGCACAUGAGCGAGCUGAAGUUCUUCAUUGGUGUCGAGUGGUCCUCGAAAUACGAAAUGCUCUGUGACUUCUGAUAUCACGUGUCAUCAGGGCUAUUGCUAGAAUUCCAUCUUUAAUUAAUGGUGCAGUAUGGUGCUCAUUUCUGGAAACAGACCGUUAAUACUUGCAGCUAGUAAAACCUGACCCUGAUCAGUAUGAAGCUCUAGAUUUUACAUUAUACCGUAAUAAAAAACAAACAAAAAAAAACUUCCAACUCCCUAAAAUAUAAAAAAGCUCCCAAUUAAAUGGUGACAUUUGUUGCCUACAUGUUGUGUUACCUGUGAUCUGUUAUUGUGGAGUAUAAAACCUGCUAUUUUGUAGUAUUUACCUCUUGAGAUAUUUAUGAAAAGUUCUUUAUCUUUAGUUAAAGGGACACUCCAGAUCCCUAAACAGUGAAGAAUAUGUUCUCUCUUUUUUUCCAUUUUACAAAAAAAAAGGGCAAAUCUCACUAGAAAUUCUCACUUUGUGUUACUUAAUUUGGUCAAUUAGACAAAAACAGGUUCUGCAACUUCCUAGUUUGGUUAGCUCUGUGAAGCUAAACUCAAGAGCCCAGAGCAUCUGACUUGCAUUGAGCUGCAUUAGGAGGUCUGUGAUUGGGCAGCCACAGAUAUUCUAGUCGGGGUUAGAAGGGGGGUGGGGGGAGUUUGCAAAGGCUGCAGGUUUUGCAGGCUGUUUUUAGACAUACCUCCAAUUAAAAAAAUGCAUAAUUAAAUGCAUGCAUGUUUUCAUUGGGGCUAUAUAUACUAAACAGAGUUUUAGGGGUUUUUUUUGGCAGUGAGUUGUCCCUUUAAACAGAGAAAUGAGGUGGAUCAGCACUUCAUUGUCUCUCCAUUACUAAUAGGUGAAAGCGAACAAUGAGCCAACUGACCAGCUUGUUUUCAUACGAGUUUUAUCCUUCUGAGUGCCUUGACUUGACACGAAACUUUGUCAGAUGCACACAUAUGAGUAAUAAAAUUCCUGUAACUUGGUGAUGGGGCACCAUUGUUGAAUUUUGUACUUUUGAGGCCCAAUGUAGGUUGUUACAGGAAUAUGAUUUGAAAGGAACCAUGCCACAAAAGCAGUGUGAAGACAAAACAUUAAAAAAAAAACCAUAUAUACACGUAUUCCCUUUAAGAAUAAUUGUCAAAGCUGACCAGGCCUUAAAAGUACAAAAAAAUAAAUAUAUGACAACUUAUUGUCACUUCUGAAUUUUAAUAUUAUCUUUUCUAUUUUUCAACCAUCACAACGUAGGUGUUGUCAUCAGAUUGGUUUGUUGAAGAUUGUGAUCGCUAUGAAACUGAUGGAUUGCCAAGUAGAGAGGAAACAACAUCAUUGUCUGUGUAUGAAGUAGAAAAACAGCUAAUACAACAGCUGCUGGAAGAAACAUACUUUCAGAUAGAAGAUAAAAACACAUGGACUCAACAGGUACAAAAAUGUUUCUCUCAAUGUGCCAAAAAUAAACAAAACUGUUUCAUUUCACAAUUUCCCUGUUCCUUUCUUCUUUAGGACAAUGACACUUUGCAAACUAUCAAGAAGUUUUUAUCAGAUAAUGAAGAUCUUCAUUCUGAUUUUAAGGCAGAUAUAGUGAGAUUUGAAAGUUUGUAUUCCCAUCUUACAUUUGCAGAAGGUGAGUUAAGCUUUGUAUUUCUUUGGCACUCACACCUUUUAUGUGCGAUGUGUACGUUAGGUCAUCAGAAAUGUCUAAUAUUUUAACAUAAUCUUUGUUAUUAUAUAGCAUCUCUUACCUAUUUAUUUUUUUAAUUUGGGCAUAUUGAAUAUUUAUUUUUAAGCAAUCACUUGACUACCUUCCACACUCCUCCCGUUUUGAUAACCAUCUUUAUGCACAUUCGGUCAGAUUGUUUGUUAUAUCACCCAAUGCUCACUAUUUUGCAACAAAUCAAAGUGCAAUUUCUCAUCAGUAAUUAAAUGCACCUUGUGAUAAGCGGUAUUAAUGUUAAAAGCACUGAGUAAUAUGCAAUAUUGUAUCCAAAGGCAAAUUAUCUCUCCAAUUAUCGCCUAUUUCCGACUUCAUCAAAGUCAGUGUCUUAGUCAUAAAAAUAGCACUUGAUAUAAAUAUUGACCCACCAGAGACCCCGAUAAAAUACCAGCAUGUGACUCUAAACCCCUGGAACAGUUUUUGACCAGGACUGUUCUAGCGGCCGGGCAAAACUUUGAUGGGGUGGUGCUUCCCCAAACCUCCACAGAUCAGGGCGCUAUUUAGCCUUCUAAUGAAGACUGUAAUUGUCUUCAUUCAUACAAAAAAAAGACCCAUGGAUGUCUGCAGAAUUAUUCUUAUCUAAGAAAAAUCCACAAACUUUAAAUAACAGCAAAAAAAAAUAAAUUCUAGUAUAUAAAUUAGAGUGGCUCCAACUGAAGUAAUAAGCCUUGGCAAAAUCAGGUGAAUUUUUGUUCCAAGUUAUAAGCAAAAUGUACAGAAGGCAGGCUAAGCACAAGCUUAAUUAGAAGUAGGCUAUAUCACCGUGUUAUUCAAUAGUAAAACGCCCCUUUUUGUUAAGGUAGCAAAGUACUGUAAAUAAUUAUGAUGCCUAUGAUAUAUAUAUAUUUUUUUUUUACUUUAAUUUAUAGGUUGUUCCUUGUAAGAAUGGAAUUGUGCUGAAGAAGUCGGUGUUAUAAUAUUCACACUACAUCUUCAAUGAACGUAGCUGGAGCUUGAAAUUUUUAAAAACUUAAUCAAAUGCUGCUUUUUACCAUCUGACAUUCUCUGAAAUAAGCACAUACUGUUAUACAAUGUGACCUAAUAAGACAUUUUCAGAAUUUCAUUUUUAUAUUAUUCUUUGACUUUUUAACUUAUAUUUUGUACUGAGAUAAAUACUAUUUAAUACAUGAAAGUGAAUCACUCCUUGAAUAUAAACCUAUUUAUCUUCAUGUGUUCUGCAGAAUUAAAUUUAGUCCCCAACACCUCACUCACUGUUAUAUGUACUCUAGGAUUGAUUACCAGCCUGUAUAGAGAAUUGAUUGAGCAGUGAAACUGCAGAGAUCUAUACACCUAAACUACUACAUUAAGCUAAAUUUAUUUUGACGCCUUUAGUGUCCCUUUAAGUUUGUCUACAAAGCAAUCCAUACACAAAAUUGCUGUGUUAUGCUUAUAUACAAUCCAUGCAUCCCUUUCUUCAAAAGCAUGUUAUGCUAAGAUUUUCUCAAUUAAAUAGAGCUCGGUAGUUUAAAGGUUAAAGGGACACUCCAAAUACAAAACACACGCAUGCAUUUAAUUAUGCAAAUUUUUUAAUUAGGGGUAUAUCUAAAAGAGGCUUGCAAAAGCUGCAGUUGUUUUGUCCUCCCCUUCUUUUUCAGCCCAGAGGUACAGCAAAUACAGUUGUAGAAUGGUAUGAUAUAUAUAUAUAUAUAUAUAUAUAUAUAUAGAUAGAUAUAAUUUCUCUACCAGGGUUCCAUUCCGAACUUAUGCAAAUGUGGUAAGACUGGAAACUAUGGGCAUCCACAACAUUGGACAACUGCUGCAACAGAAUUGCCCUGUAAUCUUCUCCAAUCGUGAUGGAGCUGCUAGUUAAGAUUUCAAACCUGUCAAUCAUACUUUCCUUAAAGAGAUGCUCCAGGCAAAUGUCCGUAUUUUGAAAGCUGAUUAAAAACCCAGAAAUACCACCAAACUACCUCCGUAUAUUUCUGGUCUAAUACAAAAAGACCAGGUUGUAUUUAAGCCGGACCUGUAUUCGUUACUUUUAUAUUUCUAAUUGGUGGUUAUUGUCCACCUUUUUAUAAUAAAAGUUUGAUAUUUUUUUCCAACUUACAUCUACUGGAGUCCUGCUUUGCAUCUAUUUUGUUGGAGCGAAAGGGGGAGAUUAAGCCACCCAUUCACAUCGGGGAAGGCACCCUAGAGCGCACUUUAC